Molecule: messenger RNA, 1921 nt
Organism: Apus apus (common swift)
Lineage: Eukaryota; Metazoa; Chordata; Aves; Apodiformes; Apodidae
Gene: TMEM237
Product: transmembrane protein 237
Exons: 13
Coding region: 576-1757 (393 amino acids)
Biological process (GO): cilium assembly
Cellular component (GO): ciliary transition zone
Source: RefSeq, a predicted model, not a curated record
UUGUGUUUGGGAGCCGUGCUCUUGGGACACCACCCAAGGAGACGUCCCAGGAUUGAGUGCCCUCACCUUGGCGAGUGAAUGCUUCUGGGUAUUGGUGAGUGAACCCUCACCCCAAAGGGGUGAGCAGUUCUGUGUGUCGCUGAGUGAGAGGCCAGUUUGUUGUAUGCUGCUCAGAGUUUACCAUUCUCUGUCUAGGUAAAUGACACUUGUUGUCAGUCUUCAGCAUGGCCAAAAUCCGAGUGAAGGAUUUGAGGCCUAAUCCUGCAAAUGCUUCCUUGCACAAGGUGUCUCAUUUAUUUUGUGUAAACAAACCUAACCAGAACUUGCUCACCGGGACCUGGACCAGCAAAUGGAUUUAUGUUUUUUUCAGUGCAGGUAACGUCUGCUGCCACGGAAUGAAGUGCCAUUGUUUCAAAGGGAGGUAGUACUGGGCUGUAACCCAGGGGCAGGAGGGUUCAUGUCCAGCUAAUCCUGGCUGUUAGAAGCUUAUUUUAGUUCAGAAUUAGCUGAGGUUCAGCGUGAGCAGUGUGAGGGAGUACAGACUGGUUCACUUUCAGGGAACAGCUUCAAAUGAUAUGGGAAAGAAACAAGUGUGCCCACCUCGUGCCCUCCCUCCAGUGCCAAGUGGAGACCAAGAUGAAAUUCCACUCAAUCGUCCCAAAAAAAAGAAACCCAAAGGAAAGACUCCAUUAGAUGGCAUCGUCCAAGCAGCAGUUCGCCGGCAGUCUGAAAGCAGUGAGCCCCUAACUCCUGAGCCUCAUGAUGUCCCUCCUCAGAGGAAACGCAAGAAGAAGAAGGUACCUACUGAUUCUGAGACCUCUUUUACCGAGCAAAAUGUUGCAUCGCUGUUUCAGAAUGGAAAUGGUGUGGAUGAUGUCCCUGAAGCUGAAGAAACAGUGACCCGCAAGCAGAGAAAAAGAACAAAGAAACCUCGGCCAGCUGAAAUGCAGUGUCCUGAUGAGCUGGAAGUGGAUGAGGAAGACAUAAUUGAAGAUGAGAACAGAAAGAGCCCAGAUCAGCAGCCUGUGUUUGCUGCUCCCACUGGAAUUAGCCAGCCUGUUAGCAAAGUGUUCGUUGAAAAAAAUCGGCGUUUUCAGGCAGCUGACCGUGCAGAAUUGAUUAAAACCACUGAAAAUAUCAAUGUACUUAUGGAUGUGAAGACUUCAUGGACUACCAGAGAUGUUGCCCUCUCAGUGCACCGAAGUUUCAGGGUGAUUGGACUUUUUACCCAAGGCUUCCUUGCUGGGUAUGCUGUGUGGAACAUCAUUGUUAUCUACAUUCUGGCAGGAAAUAAUCUUUCAGCAGUUUCUAACCUGCUUGAGCAGUAUAGAACACUAGCAUACCCAGCUCAAAGUUUGUUGUAUUUGUUGCUGUCUAUCAGUACAGUCUCAGCCUUUGACAGGAUUGAUUUGGCAAAAGCAUCAGUUGCACUGAGGGGCUUUCUUACCCUAGAUCCAGCAGCAGUAGCCUCUUUCUUGUAUUUUGCUGCUCUUAUCUUAACCUUGAGCCAGCAGAUGACAUGUGACAGAAUUAACCUGUACACACCACCUUCGGAAAAUGGCAGCAUCUGGAUGGCAGGCACUGAGGAAGAAAUUGUUCAGCCAUGGGUUGUGGUGAAUCUGGUGGUGUCUAUUCUAGUUGGGUCAAGUUGGAUCUUCUUGUCAUACCGACCAGAGCUAGACCACAGCGAAGAACUGAUGUUUCAUACUGAAAUUGAGGAAUUUCCCCAGGGAGAUAUACCCAGAGUCCAGCCAUAGUCUUGUGUCUUACAGCCAUGUAUUAUAAUUUUCAUAAAUAAAAGAAAUGUAUUUUUAUAUUGUAUAUAUUUGAUUUUGAUCUUUUUAUGUAUGCUGCAAUUUAUGUGAUUGAAAACCUACUUUGUAAAAUAAAAAGCAAAAGUAUAAAAGCUGUCUCUAGUGCA